Messenger RNA from Fusarium fujikuroi IMI 58289, 639 nucleotides. RefSeq lists its product as uncharacterized. The coding region runs from base 1 to 639 and encodes 212 amino acids. Lineage: Eukaryota; Fungi; Ascomycota; Sordariomycetes; Hypocreales; Nectriaceae. The transcript is spliced from 3 exons. The record is from RefSeq and is a predicted model, not a curated record.
AUGAGGCCUCAUUUGUUCACUUUGCCUCUGCUCUCAGGUCUAGCCAGCGUAUCAGCUGCAGCCAACACCGAAAGUGGCUAUCUAGCAACCGUCACCCUCGCCCCAACAGCCUCGGGAGCCGAAGCCUUUGACCUCGAAGAAAAGCGUGCAGAAUGCUUUCAAGCUUGCUACAAGACGUAUGGAAACUACAAGUCUUGUACGAGAGAGGGUGUUGUUCAGUGCUGGUGCAAUGACUCUGUUGAUUGGGUUGAGAGAGAGGAGGAUUGCGUAUGGGAUAUCUGUGGUCCAUCUGCGUAUAACCUCUAUGGGGAUGUUUUGAGUAGAGUUUGUGAGACUGAUACGGCUUCUGCUAGCCAGGCUAUUGAGACUGGAUCAACAUCGUCUGAUGAGAAGGUCACUUCAACUUUGGCAGAGACCGCGAGCAGAAGCACAGCUGAAACUACAAGCAGAGAUGAAACUAGUCAAGCUCAAACAACAGAGACCUCAACUUCUGGUAGUGUUUCCACAACAGCUAUUAGUGAAACAUCAGCAGCAACUACGAGUGCGGAACCAAAUAGUGGUUGGAAAAUGGGUUCAUCGUUGGGUGUUUCGGCUAUCCUUGCUAUUGGUGCAGUCUAUCUUGCCGGAAUGGCGUUUUAA